Molecule: messenger RNA, 1195 nt
Organism: Musa acuminata AAA Group (dessert banana)
Lineage: Eukaryota; Viridiplantae; Streptophyta; Magnoliopsida; Zingiberales; Musaceae
Exons: 2
Coding region: 64-861 (265 amino acids)
Biological process (GO): lipid metabolic process
Molecular function (GO): oxidoreductase activity, acting on the CH-CH group of donors
Source: RefSeq, a predicted model, not a curated record
UUAAAGCCACGAAGCGCACUCUCUCUCUCUCUUCAUCGAUCGUGUUUGUAGGGAAGGAAGGAGAUGUCGAUCUUGUCCGGCUUCCUCUACCCGCCGCCGCCCUCGGCAAUCAUCACGGCCAUGACCGCGAUCAGCAGCGGCGCCCUCGUCUACUUCGGCCUCUCAGAGGCCUGGGGCAAACACCUGCAGUACUCCAAGUUCUGGAACGCCGGCUCGGGCCCCUCCGGCGAGCAGAUCCGCGUCUCUAGCCGCGUCGGCAUGCUGCUCCUCUACACGCCAGCGCUCGCGGCCGCCGCGGCCGCCUUCGCCGUCCCCGCCGUCGUUGCCGACGAUCGGUGCCGGCUGCUUGCCCUCGCCCUCGCCCUCCAUUUCUUCAAGAGAGACUUCGAGGUGUUGUUCAUCCACCAAUACAGUGGAAAUAUGAUACUGGAUUCAGUCAUCCCGAUAACCCUAAGUUAUUUCACGGGCACUGUGUGCAUGAUCUAUGCUCAGUAUCUCACCCAGGGAAUGCCAGGGCCAAAACUGGAUCUGAAGGUUGCAGGGGAGGUGUUUUUCCUGGUAGGGAUCACAGGCAACUUCUACCACCAUUACCUGCUUUCCAAGCUCAGGGAGAAGGGUGACAAGACAUACAAAAUCCCAAAGGGUGGCCUGUUUGGACUGGUCAUCUGUCCACAUUACCUUUUCGAGAUAAUUAUUUUCAUUGGGUUCUGCCUCAUCUCCCAGACUCUGUAUUCCUUCUUAUUUGCACUGGGGACACUCUGGUACUUGAUGGGCAGGAGUUAUGCAACAAGGAGAUGGUACCUCUCCAAAUUCGAGAACUUCCCUAAACAAGUCAAGGCUUUGAUUCCCUACGUUUUCUAGCCACAUGAAUUGUGUUGGGAGAUGAUCAUCAUCUUCAUCUUCAUGAUAUAGUGUGGGAGUGUCUCCUAAUAAUUAGCACAUCUCUAUGUGCUGAGAAAAAAAGGUUCAAGUGUGUCUGGAAUCAGCAUCCAUGUGUAAAAUGCUUGGAGACUAGUCUACAUCUCAGCAAGAAAAAUAUGUAUCCAUGUUAUGUUCUAUAUUUCCUUUUCCAUCAUGUUUGAGAUUUUAGUGUCCCUCAAAAUCUCAAAUGCUUGAUAUUAGAGCUUACCUAUUAGUUUUUCUCUGUUAUUGAAGCCCUCUUAAUAAAAUUUUGUGUGCAGUGUACUGUGUAAAA